AUGUCUAUUCUAUCGUCCUACCACUAUCACUACCACUGCGACAGUACCGCGCGGAUAUCUCAGGCCAUCCAAGAAAGACGACCGAUGUGGUUCUCCUUCGUCCGUCUCACAAAUGUUGUCCUGCUGCCCUCGACUCGGCGACGCAACCCAUCUGGAGGUGUCGGAGACGAGGAAAACCCAAGACCUGGCUCUACCCAAUUCGUCAAGACGUGGAAGCGGUUCAUGGCACUUCAGUUUUUGUUUUCCGUCGCUGGAGAUAAAAAUGCGUGGAGAUUUCCAGAUCCGCCGCAACUGCCAAUCGUCACGCGUGACAUCAUUAAAGUCGGCUAG
This is a messenger RNA of Dibothriocephalus latus, 330 nucleotides long. NCBI's taxonomy places the organism in Eukaryota, Metazoa, Platyhelminthes, Cestoda, Diphyllobothriidea, Diphyllobothriidae. The record is from the annotation of a GenBank genome assembly.